Messenger RNA from Populus trichocarpa (black cottonwood), 1789 nucleotides. Its product is annotated as E3 ubiquitin-protein ligase PRT1. Lineage: Eukaryota; Viridiplantae; Streptophyta; Magnoliopsida; Malpighiales; Salicaceae. Gene Ontology annotation, molecular function: ubiquitin protein ligase activity. Bases 229 to 1140 code for a protein of 303 amino acids. Gene Ontology annotation, biological process: proteasome-mediated ubiquitin-dependent protein catabolic process. The record is from RefSeq and is a predicted model, not a curated record. The transcript is spliced from 5 exons.
UGCAUAGAGUGACCAAUACUCAAGCGCCUGAGGGAUGAAGCCUUGAAUUCGUUUCUUUACCAAUUGACAUGGGUUGUCCUUUCCUUAUCCCUUCCCUUUCUUUUACAAGGAAAGCCACCCAAAAUACGCAGAGCACAACUCAUAGCUAGGUUUAUAAAGAAAGACACAUCCUCGUACUCGUGUCUCCUUUUAUGCUUUCUGUCUCUCCGUCUCUUUAAAUUGAGAAAUAUGGAAAAUCAAGAAAACAACAGAACCCCAUCAGCAGAAGAAUCGAAAAUGCAAUGCCAAAACGAUAAUAACUAUGAAAUUCCAUCCUCAAAACAUCAUCACCAAAGGGAAGAAGGCAAUGACCAUGAAGAAGAACAGGAUUUCCUUGGCCAGUUUCAGUGCCCUGUUUGCCUGGACCUACUUUACAAGCCAGUUGUUUUAGCAUGUGGCCACUUUUCAUGCUUCUGGUGUGUAUUUCGUUGCAUGAAUGGCUUUCGCGAGUCACACUGUCCAAUUUGUCGGCACCCAUUUAAUCACUUCCCACGUGUGUGUCAAUUGCUGCAUUUCUUACUUAUGAAGAUGUGCCCUAUAGCCUAUAAGACAAGGGAAGGAGAAGUGGAAGAAGAAGAAAAGAAAUUUGGCCUUUUCUCUCCACAGUUUGGUCAUCAUUCAUCUGGAUCACUUCCUGGUGAAGAGCUAGAUGUCCCAAGCAAUUCUCUACGUCUACCCACCCAUUCACAAACCAAAUUGGGUUAUGAUAGUUGUUUUUCUUUAGGGAAUUUUCCAGAGGCAAUUGCACAUAGUGUGGAUAAUGUGAAAAUUAUGCCUUCAUCACCAUUAAGUAUAUCUGAAGGCACUGCGAAUGCAGCCAUCAAAAGUUGCAACUUGAUUAGGACAGGGCUUGGACGUGGAAUUCAAAAGCAGGCCUCUGUUGCUGACUUGCUGUGUGCUGAAUGCAAGAAACUGCUGUUUCGACCAGUAGUUCUUAAUUGUGGCCAUGUUUAUUGUGAAUCUUGUAUCAUCAUCCCCAUGCAAGGAAUUCCUAGGUGUCAAUUUUGUCAAAGUUUGCAUCCAAAUGGGUUCCCGGGUGUUUGUUUAGUUCUAGAGAAUUUUUUGGAGGAGCACUUUUCUGAAAUUUAUGCAGGGAGAUGAGAAGGUUUGCCCAAACUUUAACUUGUCAGUAUCAAAACCUUUAACUUGUAUCUUGUCAUUUGCUCUUGUUAGUGUCCGGGCUUCAUUCCCAAAUCUGAAAAUGAAUUAUUAAAGUAACUUUCCUGAAAUAUAAAUUUUUCUAUUAAGCUACAUCAUUCUUUGUGUGGGGUGAAACUUAAGCAAAUCAACCUCUUAAUAGACCAAAGAAGGAAAAAAUUCCACGAAGUUUUCAUUUGAUAGUGAUGAUAGGCUCACUAGAUAAAAUGAGAAAUAUGGAGAAAGAAAUUAAGAUCAAAUGGGGUUGUCUGUUCAAAUUGUCUCAGCCUUUCUUUUUCUCAGUUAAAAGAGAAAUAAAUUUAUCAUAAACGCAGUGUGUACAGACAUGAAAACCUCAUAGAGGGAUUUAGCCUUGGUAUAAAAAUGCAUGUUCCAAAUGAGAAACUCUAUGGUAACUCACAGGGUACUACAAGUAAUUAUCUCCUUGAAGAGAGUGUCUUUAGGAUACUUAGUAUGAGUCAUUUGAUGAUUUAAAUCAAGUUUAUUUUUUUUACUUGUAUAAUUUAUUAUGAAUAUUUACAAAUUUUACCAUUCUACACACAAAAGAUGUAAUCAAUACAAUUUAUUUUCAUCAAAUAUUUGAUUUUUAUUC